Molecule: messenger RNA, 222 nt
Organism: Rhizophagus irregularis DAOM 181602=DAOM 197198
Lineage: Eukaryota; Fungi; Glomeromycota; Glomeromycetes; Glomerales; Glomeraceae
Source: RefSeq, a predicted model, not a curated record
UUAUCAAUUAAACCUUUGAGUGGGAAAGCUUUUAAAAUAAGAGUUAAUCCUACAGAUACAAUUUAUCAAGUCAAACAAAAAAUUCAAGAUGAACAAGGAAUUCUUCCUGAAGUUCAACGUCUUUUAUUUCAAGGGAACCAAUUAGAGAAUGGUAGAAGUUUAACCAGUUGUGAAAUUCAAGAUAAUACGGAAAUAUUUUUGGUUUUGAGACAAAGAGGAGGA